This is a messenger RNA of Stegastes partitus (bicolor damselfish), 4135 nucleotides long. It is a transcript of the gene lgi1b, whose product is annotated as leucine-rich, glioma inactivated 1b. Lineage: Eukaryota; Metazoa; Chordata; Actinopteri; Pomacentridae. The record is from RefSeq and is a predicted model, not a curated record. Gene Ontology annotation, molecular function: protein binding. The coding region runs from base 803 to 2452 and encodes 549 amino acids. The transcript has 10 exons. Gene Ontology annotation, biological process: myelination.
GGGCUUCAUUGAAUGUUUAUAUUUACUCAAACAUACUUACACUAAAUUAGCAGUAUUGCUUGUAAUUUUAUUAGGUGAACAGGAUGCAUCUUUUCUUACAGUGUUAUCUUAUUUUCACAGUCAUCAUUGUGCCAAAGCUGGGAAAGAAAAGAGGCAGCCUAGCUGUGAAUGAGUGGGGCAGGUGCAUUUGCUCAGAGCCUCAUGAAUAGCAGCUUCCCAUUAGCCAUGCACGGCUCUGAAGUGCGCAUAAAUAAUAGCUGGCAGCGCUGAUAAAAAAGCGCACCUUGGGGCCUCUCCCCCUCUCUCCCCUCUCCUCCAUCUCUCUUUUUCUUUCUUCCUUUCUCUCUGACGGGAUUUUUUUCUAUCUCUCAUGGCUACAGCAUUUAGUCUGCAAGACUUUGGAAGCAGAUAGAAACACUUCUCUGUUUGGCGGACUUUUUUUUUUUUUUUUUUUUUGGUGGAUAACUUUUGCAUGACCAAAAAAAAAAAAAAAAAUCGGAGAUGUUUCCUGCUCUCAUGUCCCGUCUGUCCCGCAUUUGUAAUCCUGCGCCUUGCAGAACAAAUCCGCUGGACUGGUGCCUUUCCUAUUGAGACGCAAGAAGCAUAGACACCAGGCUGCAUCGGAGCGCCUGCAGCUACAACAAACAAGAAGGAAACACCGAUUUACGCACAAAUACAAAAAAAAGAAAGAAAAAGAAAAAACAGUGAGAUUUCCCCUGUGAUCUCCACUACACCUCCCCGGAUUUUUUUGCUUCAGAAGUUGCAUGUGCAGGAGUGAUAGUACCCGACCGGGACAGAAGGAAUGGGAUACCCGGGCAGAGCCGUGAGAGGAGGAUGGAGAGGAGGAUGGACGCUCCUGGUCUGGGUCGCUGCUGUCAGCCUGCUGGUGGCGGACGGACGGAGAGUGAGGCAGCCCAGAUGCCCCGUUGGAUGCACCUGCACCAAAGACAAUGCCCUGUGUGAGAAUGUCCGAUCCGUGCCUCACACUUUCCCAUCGGACGUCGUUUCUCUAUCUUUUGUCAAGUCUGGAUUCAAUGAGAUCACUGGGGGGAGCUUUGUUCAUACACCUGCCCUGCAACUGCUAUUGUUCACAGCAAACUCAUUUGACCUAAUUGAUGAAGAUGCAUUUCUGGGUUUGACACAUCUUGAGUACCUAUUUAUUGAAAACAACAAAAUCGCAUCAAUAUCCCCAUAUGCUUUCCGAGGCCUGAAAACACUGAUACAUCUGAGUCUGGCUUACAACAACCUUGAGACGCUGCCUAAAGAUGUGUUCAAGGGCAUGGACGCAUUGACUAAAGUCGACCUGCGAGGCAACAACCUGAUUUGUGACUGUAAGCUCAAGUGGUUGGUGGAGUGGAUGCAUCACACCAACGCCACCCUGGACCAGAUCUACUGCAGCGGGCCGCCACUCCAGCAGGGGAAGAAGAUCAAUGACCUGCUGCCGCACUCUUUUGACUGCAUGACGGCAGAGUUUGCCUCCUACCAGUCACUGAAGUUUGAGUCCAUUUCUGUGGAGGCCUUCACCUUCGGUGAAGACCAAUACGUUGUGUUUGCUCAGCCCUUUGCCGGGACGUGCAGCUUCCUGGAAUGGGAUCACGUCGAGAUGACCUUCAGAAUGUAUGACACCAUCGAAAGCACUUCCACGGUCGUCUGCAAGCCCAUGGUCAUUGACAACCACCUCUUUGUCAUCGUGGCCCAGUUGUUUGGAGGCUCGCACAUUUACAAACGUGACACCUCGGCCAACAAGUUCAUCAAGAUCCAGGACAUCGACAUCCUGAAGAUCCGCAAACCCAACGACAUCGAGACCUUCAUGAUCGACGGGGAGUCUUUCUUUGUCAUCGCCGACAGCUCCAAGGCUGGUUCCACAACAGUGUACAAAUGGAACGGCAAUGGCUUCUACUCCCACCAGUCCCUGCACCCGUGGUACCGGGACACAGACGUAGAGUAUCUGGAGAUCGCCAACAAACCCCACCUGAUCUUGUCCAGCAGCUCUCAGAGGCCCGUCGUGUACCAGUGGAACAGGAGCCAGAAGCAGUUCGACCGCAGGACCGACAUACCGGAGAUGGAGGACGUCUUCUCCGUAAAACACUUUCGGGUCAAAGGUGACCUGUUUAUAUGCUUGACAAGAUUCAUCGGGGACUCCAAGGUGAUGCGCUGGGACGGUGCCAUGUUCAAGGAGGUCCAGACGUUUCCUUCCCGCGGCUCCAUGGUGUUCCAGCCCGUCUCCAUCGGCAACUGGCAGUACGCCAUCUUGGGCAGCGAUUAUUCACUGACACAGGUCUACCAAUGGGACACCAAGAGGGGCCAGUUUGUCCCAUCUCAGGAGCUGAAUAUCCAGGCGCCGCGAUCAUUUUCCCUGGUUGCCAUUGACGACCGGGUGUUCCUGCUGGCGUCCAGCUUCAAGGGAAAAACUCAGAUCUAUGAGCAUCUCAUGAUCGAUUUGAGUAAUUAAACCGGCCGCCUGUUGGGGACACUUCACCACUCACACGCUUUCUCCUGUGACUUUGUUGAACUUGUCGGUCCCAUUUGAACCCACUAACAGUUUCCUUCGUAGCUGAAACAAAAGGAACUUUCAAGCAAACAAUCCGAAGAGGUUUUUUUCAAAUAAAAAUCAGGACCUUUAGGUUAGUUUAGGCUGAAAUUAAAGGGUUGAAGUUGCUCCACUGGUUUAUUUUUUGUUCGUUUUGGCAGGUCUGAUAUAAAUUCUAGGACUGUGAUUGAAAAUAUAUUUUAUAUAACUCCUAAAGUUUGGAAACCUGCAGCAGCUAGUUCAUUUUUGAUAAACUUCUUGUAUUUUCAUCUUGAUUCCUUACUAUUUGGGAAUGCCUUACUCUCCAUCUAAACCUAAUUCUAAACUCUUUCAGGAAAAACAAGCAAUGAAGUCACUUCUUUCUGUCGACUACUGAACCCCAAAGGUUUUACUCUUACAAGACAUGCCUCCGCUAUUCAGCUCCGUACUUUGUCCUGUAAAAAAAAAACAGUCUAGGAAUCUGAUAGUGCAGCUGACCGUUCAAUAAUAUUUUUUGACAAAAGAGAGGCGGUAAAGGGUUUUGUAAUUUUAAAGUCUUCUUUCAGGGAAAUCAAGCCCAGAGUGAAAUGGAUUAGCUAAGCGGUUUUUAAACACUGGGGUUGUCUGUAGCUUCAGCUCAUUUGCUCUUUACUAUAGCCAAGUUUAAAACAUCAAUGUUCCAUCAAGGCUGCUGAUUGAUUGGGAGUCCUGGGCAUCUUUGGAGUGUGGAUACUCUGUAGAACACAGACAAUCUCACAGAUGAACAAGAAUCCUCCUCACACUGACAUCGAAGCUCAGUUUGAGAACAGUUGGGAACAUUAGGGGGGAAUUUGUCAAUAAAAGACAAGGAACUUAGUAAUAACACUAGUUUUCAACCAAAUUCGGGUAAAAAAAAUUUGACUCUUUACUGGGAAUUAUGUCCAUUCUUUGUCAGGUUUUGUAAUUAUUCCACACAAUGAAGUGAAAAGUCCACUUAACACUGUGAGAAACUUUAAAAAAAACACACAUUCUCUGCUCUGCUUUCUCUCCGUGAAACAAAACUGCACGCAUGAUACAGACACUCGGUGGUGUUGAUUUCCGAUGAAUGACUAACUAGAAGCAUCCCACUGUGCCACCCAGCCCUCUCUCUUUCACUGCACUCUUGCCCCUUUUCUCCCUCAUUGACAAAAACCAUUGUUGUCUUUACUCCGCAGCUAAAAGCCAACCACUGUGCGGCGGCACACGCUACCUGUGCUUUCACACCAUCCCCCUUAUUCCCACACAAAAGGAAACAGAAUAUCGAUAACAAUUAACAAACUUCACUGACACAAAAACAAUUUGCCAAAUGUGUUUUUACGAUACCGUGUAAAGUAAUUUAUGAUGUUACGUUUUUGUAUGUUGAAGGGGACCACACUCGGUGUUUUCUUUUUCAUAGAUUUAGCCUUUUUAGUGUAGUUCAGUGUAGAUAAAGUGGAAAAACAUGAAUCACCUCCGUCAUUGCGGUGUAACGUGCUACUUCUGCAAAAUAGGGUGGACUUACUUGUGUAACGUAGUUAGGUAAGGACUGAGGUUUUUAGCCGUUCCUUUGUCAUCUUGAUCAUUGUAUUUUAUGUACAGUGGUAAUAAAACACUAAAAACGCUAAAUCA